Schistocerca gregaria is the source of this 2725-nucleotide messenger RNA. RefSeq names its product beta-glucuronidase-like. The record is from RefSeq and is a predicted model, not a curated record. The coding region runs from base 277 to 2328 and encodes 683 amino acids. Gene Ontology annotation, molecular function: beta-glucuronidase activity; carbohydrate binding. Gene Ontology annotation, biological process: glucuronoside catabolic process; carbohydrate metabolic process. NCBI's taxonomy places the organism in Eukaryota, Metazoa, Arthropoda, Insecta, Orthoptera, Acrididae. The transcript is spliced from 13 exons.
AUAUAAUUGCGCAAGAAGGAAAAGUGGAGCGAACAGGACGCAGACUGAGCAGCGAGAUCGAUGAGCGACGUGAGUGCCUGGAAACAACAGAGGGCUGGGCAGCGACUUGACCUCGGGCAAGCCGCGAGGAGGAAGCAGGAGGAGUGCGCCGCCCGCAGUGUGAUAUCGGACACGCGAUCCGCGCCGCGCGCCGGCGGAUAAGCCGAGCCGUGCAGCGCUACGUGCUGAGAGGGCAGUGCGUGUACACGCGGGCCGGCGAGGAGUCGCUGCCGCUGCAUGGCCGAUGCCGACGAUGGGGGCAGCGACGCCGGCGGACGCCGUCACCGGCGGCGUCGCUACGUCGUCUACGCCGCGUCCGUCGGCAGCAUGUCUGUGGUGACGGCGAUGCUGGUGGUGGCCGUGGCGCUGUCAGCGACCCGCGGCGAGGUAUCUCUGGGCGGCAUGCUCUACCCCAGGGAGUCAGAGUCUCGCGAGGUGCGCUCCCUCGACGGCGUCUGGGACUUCCGGCUCUCCGACAACCUGCAGGGCUACUGGGAGCGCUGGUACGAGCACGACCUGCGCUCCACAGGAGAAGUGAUGAUGAUGCCGGUACCGGCCAGCUACAACGACGUGACGCAGCUGAAGGAGGUGCGCGACCACGUGGGUCUGGUCUGGUACGACCGGCGGUUCUUCGUGCCGCGCUCCUGGCAGUCGCCCAACAUCCGAGUGUGGCUGCGCUUCGGCAGCGUACACUACGUCGCCCAAGUGUGGGUGAACGGCGAGCUGGCGAUGGCCCACGAGAUCGGCCACCUGCCGUUCCAGGCAUCUGUGACGGGGCUGCUGAAGUUCGGCGCCAGCAACCGGCUGACCGUCGCCGUGGACAACACGCUGCUGCAGACCAGCGUGCCGCAGGGCUCCCUCCACCACGUAGACACCGCCAACGGCACGCGGGAGUACCAGUCGUACUCGUUCGACUUCUUCAACUACGCGGGCAUCCAUCGGCCCGUCCUGCUCUACACGACGCCCUCCGUCUUCAUAGACGAUCUCAACGUCGCCACGGACUACUCGCUCGACGGGACCGGCACGGUACGGUACAACGUGACGUACGCGGGCUACUCCAUGGAGGCGCCGCAGUGCCGCGUGGACCUUCUGGACGCGGACGGCGUGGUGGUGGGUUCCAGCGACUCCAGCAACGGCCUGCAGGGCGAGAUCCGCGUGCCCGACGCGCACGCCUGGUGGCCCUACCUUAUGCACCCGCGGCCGGGAUACCUCUACACCUUGCAGGUGCGGCUGACGUCAUCGGAAUGGGGUACGGAGGACGUGUACCGGCUGCCCGUCGGUAUCCGUCGACUAGCCUGGGACAACUCAUCGCUGCUCGUCAACGACCGACCCGUCUACUUGCGAGGCUUUGGCCGACACGAGGACGCUGACAUCCGCGGCAAGGGGCUGGACCUGGCGACCGUAGCGAAGGACCACAACCUGCUGCGCUGGGUGGGCGCCAACUCGUACCGCACCUCCCACUACCCGUACGCUGACGAGGUCAUGGACUUCGCCGACCAGCAGGGCUUCCUCAUCAUCGACGAAUGUCCCAGCGUCAACACAGAGAACUACUCGCCGGCGCUGCUGCAGAAACACAAGGACUCGCUGACAGAGCUGAUUCGGCGCGACAAGAACCGGCCUAGCGUCAUCAUGUGGUCCGUCGCCAACGAGGCGCGCACACAGCUGUUCGCCGCCGAGUCCUACUUCAGGGAGAUCGUGCAGCACGUGAAGAGCCUGGACCCCUCGCGUCCGACCACCAUGGCCAUCGCCAGGGGCUUCAGCGAGGACAGGGCUGCACCGUUCAUCGACAUCAUCGCGUUCAACCGUUACAACGCGUGGUACAGCAACGGCGGCCUCACGGAGACCAUCGUGCCGCGCGUCGUGGCCGAGGCGGAGGGCUGGCACGCCAGGUUCGGCAAACCCGUCUUCGUCACCGAGUACGGCGCCGACACGCUCGAGGGCCUGCACCUGGAACCUGAAUACAUAUGGUCUGAAGAAUACCAAGAAGUGCUGUUCUCGGAACACUUCAAAGCAUUCGACAUCCUCAGAGAAAAGGGUUAUUUCAUCGGAGAAAUGAUAUGGAAUUUUGCAGAUUUCAAAACUGCACAAACGUACACGAGGGUCGGCGGCAACAAGAAGGGUAUCUUCACUCGGGCGCGCCAGCCCAAGUCGGCAGCGCACCUGGUGCGGAAACGUUACUGGUCGCUGGCGGAGCGCCUCGACGGUGCACAGCCACCGGCGGACACCCGCCGUUACGUCAUCGACGCUCCCCCGAAAGACUCUGUCAAUGCAGUGCGCCGCGAGCUGUAAGCUGAGUGCAGUCACAGACAGCCGACAGCCGUCCCUUCUUCCGUCCAGAAGCAGUACGGACAACUCUGCAAACACUUCAUCCGCCAGGUGGUGAGACCGGAGCAGUGUCCUGAGUUAACUGGCAGCUAUGUAUCACAUGCUGCAGACUGCUGCCUUGCUGUGGAAGCCUGUACUUUCAAGUGACAUUAACUUUCAGAAGCCAGUAUCUGUUGUCCAUACAAACCACUCUAGUCGACACUCAUUCCCAAGAACGACUGACAAUCAAUAUCCCAUCGACUUAUCCCACUGUCAGUGGAAGAAGAAGUAAUAGCUUCAUAGAUUUUCGUAUGUGGCCUGUGUUCACUGACAAUAGCAGUCAUCCUCUUUUUUUUUUUUUUUUUUUUUUUUUUUUUUUUUU